ACAGUUCGACAUGAUACCCAGAGCAAAACUGUCCAACGCCGCAGUAAUUGACGUUGAGAAUGUCUCAGCCGGAAAGAACACAGCCAAAGAGCUGGUGGAGAACACCAGAAAAGCCUUCAGGAGCCAGAGGACGCUGUCCUAUUCCUUCAGGCGAGAGCAGCUCAGGAAUCUGCUGAGGUUCUUUGACAACGAAGCGGAGGCGAUAUGCGAGGCCCUGUACAAGGACCUAAAGAAGCCCAAGGCGGAGUCGAUGGCCGGGGAGAUUUGUAUGGUCAGGAGGGAAGUGGCUGGUGCUCUGAGCAAUCUGAAGAGCUGGAUGGAGCCGGAGGAGGUGAAGAAGACAGUGGCGAAUUUUUUCGACGAUUUGUAUGUUUAUAAUGAUCCCUACGGUGUUGUGCUCGUUAUUGGUGCGUGGAAUUAUCCUGUCCAAGUGUGCAUGAUACCUGUCGUUGGUGCCAUAGCUGCUGGUAAUUGUGUUAUAAUCAAGCCAUCCGAAGUUGCUUCAGCAACUGCUCAAACACUAGCAACACUCCUACCCAAAUAUUUAGACCCAGAAUUCUACCCGGUGUUUUUAGGAGGUAUCGAAGAAACUGCUGAUCUGCUCAAAAAUAGGUUCGACUAUAUCUUUUACACUGGAUCUACUGAGGUUGGAAAAAUCAUACACCAAGCAGCUAGUAAGUACCUCACUCCGAUUACUCUAGAGUUGGGAGGUAAAAGCCCAGUAUAUAUUGAUAAUACAGCCAACUUGAAGAUAGCUGCGAAGAGGAUAUUAUGGGGAAAGGUGCAAAAUUCUGGCCAAAUUUGUGUUGGUCCAGAUUACAUUCUGUGUACGAAGGAGGUCCAAAAAGAACUCAUUCCUCACAUGGAAAAGGCCCUGGAAGAGUUUUUCGAUGGUAAUAUCAAAACCAACGAGGACUAUGGCAGAAUUGUCUCCCAGAAACAUUUCAAUCGAUUAGCCAAUAUGCUCAAGAACCAAAAGGCAGCGAUAGGCGGGAAGAGCGACGAAUCAGACCUAUUUGUCGAACCCACAGUCCUGAUAGACGUCAAACCAGAAGACCACGUUAUGCAAGAAGAAGUCUUCGGGCCGAUCAUAUCGAUCAUCAAUGUGAAAGACGAAAAUGAAGCCAUCGAAUUCAUCAACGACAGGGAGAAGCCGUUGGCACUGUAUAUCUUCACGAACAGUAGUAAAGUGAAGAAAAUGUUCUUAGAGAGGACUUCCAGCGGAGGAGUUCUCAUCAAUGAUACGGUUAUGCAUUUGAUUGCUGAUGGUUUACCUUUCGGAGGAGUUGGACAUUCUGGUAUGGGAUCAUAUCAUGGAAAGAAGACCUUCGACACUUUCGUUCACAAAAAAUCGGUAUUAUCGAAAAGCUUCAACUUGAUUGCAGAAAAAAUAGAAUCCUUGAAGUAUCCACCAUACACCAAAUUCAAAUCAGGUUCAUUAGCUCUAGUGAUGAGAUACAAUAGAAGUCUUCCAACAAAGUAUGUCCCACAUUUGUGUGCCUUCGUUUUAGGGAUAGCUGCAACUGUUGGAUGUUAUUACUUGAAAAGAUAUGUGAAGAUUUGUUAUGCAUCUACCCAGAUAGAACAAAUACCUUUUGAGAACCUUUUGAGGCGUUCACAAUAAUGUCCUCAGGACGUCGAGGGCGAGCCUGAGGAUGUCCCUAGCCCGUCCUCCUGUUACCAUUCUCUUCAUCCUAAUAACGUCUCAGAACAUUCUUAUAAGGUCUUCUGGGACAUGUAUAGGACAUUAUGGGAACAUCUUUAGGUAGUAUUCAAAAAUGUCUAGGGAUAGAUUGAUAUAAAUGAAAUUUUAUUGAAAUAAUAUGGAUAUCAUGAUAUUUGCGUAAUUUCCCUGGAAUAAUAAUAUGUUCAAAUAAAAAACUCACAUUCUAUUAUUUAUAACUUAUUGGUGAAGAUUUUCGAGUUUUGUUUUGAAAAAAUGUAUCUCAGCUCCUUGUUGAGCUCUACUAGAAGUUAUUGCCCAUUGAUAAUAUUUCUCUAUGUGGUUUUUGAUUUCUCAACUCUGAAUAUGCUUCCUGAGGCUGAAUCUACUGAAAGUUGAAGCCUUCAUACAAUUUUCUAUAGAUGACAUCAAGUUUGUGUUUUCCAUAACCUUCUGGAACAAACAAUGAUUCAAUAUCUCAUAUCCAUGUAAUAUCUAUGAUUUGAUCCACCUACACCUUUGUUCCUUUCUUCCUCAGAGAAAUCUCAUUAUCAACAGAUAAUAAAUACUUUAUGAUGAUUUUUGUUUUGUUCUAAUUCUGUUGUGAGUUCUCUUCAUGUUAUCAUUUGUGAUUUCUGAACCCUGAACAUACUUUCUGAUGCUCAAUUUACUGAAAGUUCAAGCCUGCAUACAAUCUUUCAUGGAUUCCAAAGAAGCCAAAAUAUCUUUGAUUUGAACAUAUCUGCUCUGAUGAUAGCAUCAAAAGUUUGUGUUCCCAAUAACCUCCUCAAAUGAAUAAUGUAUUAAUAUUUUAAUAAUCAUGUCCAGUACCUAUCAAUAUUUUGAUUUAUUUACCUACCUUCAUUGAAUGUACUGAGAGUUCAAGCCUGCAUAUAAUCUUUUAUAGAUUCCGAAGCCAAAAUUUCUUGGAAUGAAACAUCUCUGCUCUGAUAAUAUGAUAAUAUCAAGUUUGUGUUCUCAAUAACUUCCUGAAACAAAUAAUGUAUCGAUAUUUUAUGUCUAGUAGGUAUACCUACUAUCAAUAUGAUUUGAUUCCUACCUAGUACCUUUAUUGUAUCUAUACUGAAAGUUAAAGCCUGCAUAUUAGUUAUUUAUGUAAUAAGGAUCAUAAUGAUUGUUUAUGAUUCGUAUUACAUACAAAAUUUUAUCUGAUGGCAUUUAUAUCAAUACAUUUUCGAAAAAUUAAAAACUGCAUUUUCGACAUGUCACAAUGACAACUAUUUUUAAAGGAGUAAGUAUUGUGUAGUUUCAAAUAUUAGUAGGUGAGUGAGCUGUGCUUUGCCAUUAUAUUAAUAUUACAAAUUGUAGUAAUUGUUCUUUUACCAUUUAUAAUAAAUAGUUUUGUACAUAUAGUUAUGCAUUUUGAAUAAACUUUUUUGAU
This is a messenger RNA of Phaedon cochleariae (mustard beetle), 3065 nucleotides long. NCBI's taxonomy places the organism in Eukaryota, Metazoa, Arthropoda, Insecta, Coleoptera, Chrysomelidae. The record is from the annotation of a GenBank genome assembly.